Odocoileus virginianus texanus is the source of this 692-nucleotide messenger RNA. The record is from RefSeq and is a predicted model, not a curated record. NCBI's taxonomy places the organism in Eukaryota, Metazoa, Chordata, Mammalia, Artiodactyla, Cervidae.
AUGGAGGCGGCGUUUUUUAAUUUAACGAAGGCCUUUCACCGUGAGCUGGCCCACGGUCCUCCACCACUAGCACUCCCUCUCGCCGAGCUCCAGCCGAAGGAGGAGAGGGGUAAGUCAGGAGGUCUCUCUACCGUGGCUCUUACAAAGCAGACUGCCCGCAAAUCGACCCGUGGUAAAGCACCGAGGAAGCAACUCGCUACAAAAGCCGCUCGCAAGAGUGCGCCCUCUACUGGAGGGGUGAAGAAACCUCAUCAUUACUGGUUUGGUACUGUGGCACUCCGUGAAAUUAGACGUUAUCAGAAGUUCACUGAACUUCUGAUUCGCAAACUUCCCUUCCAGUGUCUGGUGCGGGAAAUUUCUCAGGACUUCAAAACAGAUCUGCGCUUCCAGAGUGCAGCUAUUGGUGCUUUGCAGGAGGCAAGUGAGGCUUAUCUGGUUGGCUUUUGGAAGACACCAACCUGUGUGCUAUGCCAUGCCAAACGUGUAACAGUUAUGCCAAAAGACAUCCAGCUAGCACGCCGCACACGUGGAGAAUGUGCUUAAGGAUCCACUAUGAUGCGAGACAUUUCAUUCUUUAAAAAAAAAAAAAAAUUCUCUUCUUCCUGUUAUUGGUAGUUCUGAACAUUAGAUUUUUUUUUUUCCAUGGAGUCAAAAGGUACCUAAGUAUAUGACUGCAAGUGGAAAAAUAGGGG